Molecule: messenger RNA, 4385 nt
Organism: Schistocerca gregaria
Lineage: Eukaryota; Metazoa; Arthropoda; Insecta; Orthoptera; Acrididae
Product: nuclear RNA export factor 1-like
Exons: 14
Coding region: 455-2428 (657 amino acids)
Biological process (GO): poly(A)+ mRNA export from nucleus
Cellular component (GO): nucleus
Molecular function (GO): protein binding; RNA binding
Source: RefSeq, a predicted model, not a curated record
GUCAGCGUAUAGCAAUUGUUCACACUUCACAAUAUUUGAAGUUUUUCCGUGUUGUAAACAAUGCCACAGCAGUGGGAAGUUAAGUUUUUAGUGCAUGAAGAGUGGAGAAUAUAUAUUUUGUUGUUGUUUUAACUUUUCGUGGUGAUUGAAGAAAGAUUUCAAGGCGCUGUCUAAGUAGUGCGUUUGUGAUCUUUGUAACUCCCGCCGAAGCUGGCUUAGAUUUGAAUACAGUUGUGACACGAAAGUACGAUGAAUAUGACAGUGUAUUGAAGUCUGAAAUUUGAACUGCAUUUUCUAUGAGAAUGGGGACCAAGACAUCUGCGCGACCUAAUUUAACGUAUAUAUAACUUCUUAACAUUACGUAUUAGUACGACUCUGUUUCGUUGAUGAUAGGAAAGCUUAUAUUCCUGCUACGGCGUUUCCACAGACAUAUCUUCAGGACAGUGUUAAAUGUAUGCAGGAAAAGCAGGCCCUGAAAGGAAUUAAGCCCCAUAUUUGGUUAACCCCUGUUAAGGAUGUGGAGUUUCCAAAAACGUAUGUGCAGAAAGUGACAGCGCAGUCAAAUAAUGCAGAAGCUGUAGAACAGUAUGUAGAGUGUUCAGAAGCUGUGGCGCAAUAUGUGCAGUGCCCUGAUCCGAAUAUAUAUUUAAAGCAGAGGGAAACGCAGCCCCCUGGUUGGAAUAUUCAGCAUCUGCCGUCAUCGUCGGAUCACGCAUCAAACUUGCAGUCUUCACUGCCGAGUUCAGAUUCGUCGACUGCUGUGACUAGCACAUCUGCAAGAGCAGAAAGAGCAACAACUCCAAAAGAAGUGAUAGAGAUUGAGAUGGAGGAUACAAAUGAAAUUAUAGAGGUGGACAGUUUCAGUGCUGCUCACUUACUCGCCACGCAGCCCGAAAUUCUGUCAGAUACCUCACCCGACAUCUGGCAUAAAAUUAUCGUGGUAUCAGCUGUGUAUAACAGAAUGGCUGUUCUCAAUGCCAUCAACAGGAGAAUUUCUCCACUGAAGCUCACUCCAUAUUUUUUUCGCAUGGAGAAAGAACACAUAACAUUCCUGGUGAAUAAUUGCAGUGCUGCCAUGACAGCAUUGUUCAAACAAAACCUUAAAGUACCAUUUUAUCCUCGUAAGAUUGUAUUGAAAGUCCAGCUUCAUGCCAAGAAAGUCGACCUCUCUGCAAUUCUGCAGAGAAUUAUCAGUAAUAGACUCAGUUCUUGGAAAACGUGCUUAGAUCUGUCAAACCUGACUAGCAUUCCUGAAUUUCAGCAGGUGAUGUAUGACCCAUCACAAACCCAUUUACUGCCGCAGUUGAUGAAAAUGGUACAGGAGGUGGCUCCGAACCUCAUCAGCCUCAGUCUUGCAGGAAAUGAGCUGUGGACACUGGACCAUCUUACAAGCGUCUUUGCAAAUAAACCCAAAUGGUGGUCACUGAGAGUGUUAGAUCUGACCGACAACAAGAUUGACAGUGUUUCUAGACUGGUGGCCUUGAAGUCUAUACCUAUUACAGAAUUAUACUUGCACAAAAAUCCUGUGUGUGGGAGAUAUAGCAACGGCCAGUCCUACAUAAGAGUCAUCAUGAGGGACUUUCCAUGUCUCACUAAAUUGGAUGGGACUUACCUGCAUUGCAUACCGGGCUUGCCACAGUGGCGGCCUAAUUACAUUUUCUGUAGCAGUCACGGCGACUCAGGUGAGCUCGCUGACCAGUUCGUCGAGCACUUUUUCACGCUGUAUGACAGUGAGGAUCGGGCGUGUCUUCGUGGCCUGUACCACAAAGAUGCCUACUUUUCCCUGUCUAGCAUGUACCUUCCUGGACAGAGCACAUCAUUACAUGCGAGGUUGAGCUCCUACAUAGCAGGGCACAGUAACCUCUUAUACUCGUCUGACAGGCUGAAGUCAAAGGCUGCAUUGUGCCACGGUGAUGAGAAGGUCCUCGCAAAACUUCAGAAGCUGCCACAGACUCGACACGAUGUGUAUUCCUUCACUGUGGAUCUACUACAACAUUCCGAUGUAAGUACUAUACUGACUGUUACGGGUGUGUUCAAAGAGCAAUCUAUGAAAAAGAACAUAUCGCUUAGACAUUUUAUGCGUACCUUUGUUCUCAUCAGACGAGCAAAUGAUGAAUACCAGAUAGUUAACGACAUCAUGUACGUUACAAAUGCAACAACGGCAGAAGCAGAGUUGGCAUUUAAGUACACGAAGCCAUAUACAAACCCAAAGAUAAUUAGGCCACAGAGGCAUGUGACGGAGAGUGAAAAAAAUACUAUGACGAAAAUAUAUAUGACGCUUACUGACAUGAGAUCCGAGUGGUCACGCAAGUGCCUGGAUGCUGUGGGCUGGGACCUAAUAGAAGCCCUCCAAACAUUCACUGAAAUGUAUAAAGUGGGCAAAAUUCCAGCUGCUGGAUUCAUAAACCAAAAAACAGCAGAAUUGUAAAAGUGAGAAUGGUUUUGCCCACUUUGAAUAUAUGUGACUGUAUAGCAAUUGAAGCAGUUGCUGAGAAAUGUUGCACACUUUGUGAAUGUCAUAGUUUCUGCUUCAAGAUUGUUACAGAAAAAGCAUAUUCAGUGUAAAGUUUUUUUGAGUGAAUGGUUAAUGCAAGAACAUAAUCAGGGAACUGUAUCCUGAUAACAGUUAAUGUAAUGUUGACUGUACCAAAAGAAAAAUUUAAUCAAGGUAACUGUUAAAUUAUGAGACAGAUUGCUGAGCCGUAAUUAGCUUCAGUACACUGAUACACACACAAAAGCUAAAGGACCCAACACUGUCCUGGCUUUAGGAACGAUCAGUUCCUUACUUGAGAAUUAGAGAAAAGGUGUGUGGCAAAAGGUUAAUAAGGGAGGACAGGUCACUCAGACACCAUGAUGAGAGAGAACGGCCAGCUCAUCGUGAAUGGAUUUUCAGUGUUUGAGAUAAUGUUUAACCAAGCCUCUCUUUGACUAAAUAUGCCAAGGAAUGUUGUGGCAGAACAUGACUAACAUAGGAGUAAAGUUCGCCAAAUAGUUGAAGUCGUUAAUAGUAACACAAAAAAGAAUGAAAACUUUGUUGUUAGCUUUUGGACAAAUUAUUUAACAAGAUAGAGUGGGGACAAACACAUACACACACACACACACACACACACACACACACACACACACACACACACACACACAAUCUACACCUACACCUACCCCUACCCCUACAAUUCCCACUAAACUGUGCUGGCUGAAUGUACAAUGCUGGGUGGCAUUGCAAUGUAACUUACAUGCACAAAUUUGUAACCUCAUACUGGCUGAUGGCUCACUCUUGUCUUAUUGUCUGCCUAACCUGCCAUUCCUUUCUACCUUCCACAAUCUAUUUUUUUCUCCUACCCGAUAAAGGAACUAAUUUCUGUGAAAGUGUAUAUAAUGCCGUGUACAUUUUCUUUUAUAUGUAUCAGUGAAACUAAAUAUUUAGCUUCAUGAAAGUAUGUACUGGCAAGUAAUUGUGUCUGUAAUUUCAUGUAAUCUUGAUUAGAUUGUAUGUAAAUAAAAGAUUUCUUAUGUGAAAUCAGUCUAGAAACAUAAUGUUGAGUCAGAUGAAAGUAUGUCUUGUAAAUAUGUUAUACGUAAAGAUUUUUUUAUUUUUAUACAUGUUGUUGUUGUUGUUGUGGUCUUCAGUCCUGAGACUGGUUUGAUGCAGCUCUCCAUGCUACUCUAUCCUGUGCAAGCUUCUUCAUCUCCCAGUACUUACUGCAACCUACAUCCUUCUGAAUCUGCUUAGUGUAUUCAUCUCUUGGUCUCCCUAUACAAUUUUUACCAUCCACUCUGCCCUCCAAUGCUAAAUUUGUGAUCCCUUGAUGCCUCAAAACAUGUCCUACCAACCGGUCCCUUCUUUUUGUCAAGUUGUGCCACAAACUCCUCUUCUAUCCAAUUGUAUUCAAUGCCUCCUCAUUAGUUAUGUGAUCUACCCAUCUAAUCUUCAGCAUUCUUCUGUAGCACCACAUUUCGAAAGCUUCUAUUCUCUUCUUGUCCAAACUAGUUAUCGUCCAUGUUUCACUUCAAUACAUGGCUACACUCCAUACAAAUACUUUCAGAAACGAAUUCCUGACAUUUAAAUCUAUACUCGAUGUUAACAAAUUUCUCUUCUUCAGAAACGCUUUCCUUGCCAUUGCCAGUCUACAUUUUAUAUCCUCUCUACUUCGACCAUCAUCAGUUAUUUUACUCCCUAAAUAGCAAAACUCCUUUACUACUUUAAGUGUCUCAUUUCCUAAUCUAAUUCCCUCAGCAUCACUCGACUUAAUUCAACUACAUUCCAUUAUCCUCGUUUUGCUUUUGUUGAUGUUCAUCUUAUAUCCUCCUUUCAAGACACUGUCCAUUCCGUUCAACUGCUCUUCCAAGUCCUUUGCUGUCUCUGACAGAAUUACAAAGUCAUCGGC